This is a messenger RNA of Larimichthys crocea (large yellow croaker), 8940 nucleotides long. Its product is annotated as matrix-remodeling-associated protein 5. The record is from RefSeq and is a predicted model, not a curated record. The transcript has 17 exons. Gene Ontology annotation, molecular function: protein binding. Lineage: Eukaryota; Metazoa; Chordata; Actinopteri; Sciaenidae. The coding region runs from base 596 to 8071 and encodes 2491 amino acids.
AAAGAAAACAGAGAAAAGGAAAGGAGGAAAAAAAAAAGGAAAGUGAUAAUGUUUCCACCAGGAUCGCCUGUGUGAAAUGGAAGUCAAGAAUCUCAGAGAGGGAGGACGAGGGGUAGUUAAAGCGGGGAGAGAGGAAGAGGAGAUGAAUGGAGGAGGUGAAGGAAGGAGCGUAGGUGUAGGAGGGGAUGGAGAAGGAGCAUUCCUGACUGCACAGUUACCGAACGGGACGAGAAAGAAGUUGAUCUGAAAUCCAGAUGCCUUAAAGACCAACAGAGGGUCAAACUAAUCCACACACACACACACACACACACACACAUAGAAAGCUCCAUCCUGCUCCUGCUCUGUCUGUUCACAGACCUCAGGACCUCGGUGGCUUUACAAGUCGGCAAACAUCCACAGGACUUAAACACCAACUGGAUACUGUUUUUUUUUUACGCCUGUUUUUCUUGUAAAACUUUGACUUUCCAGCCUGCAGUCAAAAAGUAAAGGACUUGUUUUGGGGUCUAUUUUGUACUCAAGCUGUUUAUUUUGUCCCCCCUUCUGGAGGAAUUUCCAGGUGUAUUAAUGACGUGAGCGGUCAGACAGCCAUCCAGUCAUGGCGCUGUGGUGGUGCGCCAACAUCCUCUGCAGGUUGGCCGCAGCGUGUUUUCCUCUGCUCUUCUCAUCACUGCUGUGGCAAACGAUCUCCCUCGCAAAUGCCAUCCCAUCCUGCCCACAGAGCUGUAGCUGUCCGGGCGUUAAAGAGGUCCACUGUACGUUCAGGCACCUCACCGCCAUACCAAAAACUUUUCCUAAAGACACAGAGAGGCUCAACUUUGGUUAUAACAGCCUGACGGAGGUCGAGGGGUCAGAAUUCAGGUCACUACGGCAACUGGAAAUGCUCAUGUUGCAUGGCAAUGACAUUAGCACAGUCCACCCCGGGGCGUUUUACAGCCUGAGAUCACUACAGAUCUUGAAGUUAAGUUACAACAAGCUAACAUCGGUGAACGCUGGUCUGUUUGAAGGCCUUGUCGGUUUGAUCCGUCUCCAUCUGGACCACAACCUCAUUGAUUUUAUAGAGCCGUACUCCUUCUCAGGCCUGACCUCCCUAAAACUCCUGCAGCUGGAGGGCAACCUUCUCAAAGAAAUACACCCUCAUACUUUCAUAACAGUGUCGCUACUGGGAAGCUUUUGGACCUCUGGACUCAAACACUUACACCUGUCAGACAAUCUGUUGGAGCAGCUCCCUGCCGCAGCACUGAACACAGCUCCCAGGCUUGAGCUCCUCUCUCUGCAUGGUAACCCUUGGACCUGCGACUGUCAACUCAACUGGUUAGUGGAAUGGAGCACCACACAUGAAGGUAUAAUAAAGUGCAAGAAGGAACGUGGUGCCAGUGAGGUUUGCCCCCAGUGCUCCUCUCCUCGACCCCUGAAUGGCACCUCUUUGCUUGGACUGACUCCAGACAAGCUCACCUGUGAACGACCAGCUCUUCGCUCCUCCCUCAAACAGUGGGACAAUCCCGUGUGGGCUGAAUCUGAAGCAGAGCCUGACCUCCCAUACACCCGUGACUUUGAGAAGCCUUUAGGCCACCUAACGAUCGUUCUCUCCGACAGCCAUGGAAACAAUGCUCAUGUGGCAUGUGGCGUGCGACACCCUGGAGAAAGCUCACCCAUGACUUGGAUAGUAAAUCCACUUUCACCUGGGGAGUUGUCUGUCAAUGUAUCACUGGCGACCGUCCUUGAAUGUGAGAUUGAUCGGGAGACGCUGCAAAAUCUGUGGCAAUUGGUUGCAUAUUACUAUGAAAGUCCUGCUAUCUUAGAAAGAGGCCAACAAAAAGGAAAUGCAAGCCGGAUAACCUAUCAAUAUUCCCAAGCUGUAAAUGAAAAUUCCCCAUAUUUCACUGAUUUAAAAGGAUAUUUGGUUGCAGAACCCUCGUGGCUGCUUCAACCCAGAGUCACUUUGAGGCUCAACAGACGGCAGACAACAACCAAGAAGCUGGUGAUGGAUUUCACCACUGUAAUUACCAAGAACAUCAACAGUCACAGAGGGCAGGAAGAUGACAAUGCCAUGUCCUGGGCUCUAAUUCGCAGAGGAACAUCAGGGCGGAUCCAGACCGCACUUGAUGGUACAAAGGUUCAUUUGGAGUGCAUUGUUGUGACUUCAGAUCCAGAUGUGAAAGUGGAGUGGAUGCUUCCAGAUUUGUCUAUCGUGGAAGAUGCAACUGAAAAAAUUGAAAUUUCUGAAAGAGGGGAACUUGUGAUUUUAAAUGCCACACUGUCCGACUCGGGCCUUUACCAUUGUAUGGUCAGAACCAAAGCCGGUGUGGACUUGAUGCCUUUGAGGCUCACCAUAAAAGAACACACACUCAGCCCCACUGCUUUAAAUGGUCAGAAAAUUGUAGUUGAAAAGGGACAUUCAUUUUCUCUCCCAUGUGAGGUGACCUCAGUCCAGCCAAGUCAAACUAUGUGGUACCUACCUAAAAACCAGAUUCUUCUCCCCACACAACAGACAAGACGAGCAGAAAUGAUGGAAAAUGGUACUUUGGUGGUAAGGAGGUUAACACAAGAAGAUGCAGGAGAAUACAGCUGCUUGGCUUCAAAUCUGUACGGAGUUGACAUGCUAUCGCACAUGGUGACAGUCACAGGAGAAAAGGCCUCUGAAAGGUCGAAAGUACAGACUGAGCGAGGUCAGCAGUUGUUGUCAGUUGGUGUAGAGGAUGGAGAAGGUUCAGGGGGAGAUUACCAGGAAAUUAAACGCCCUUUUGCAACACAGUUCCCGAAGAAAGUAGGAACACAGCAAAGGAAUCCUAAUGAGUUUUCUAAAAGGAUAAGAAUCAAAGAUCCAAAGAGAAAACCCAAUAAAUCUGUUAAGGAGUUAGAUCCAAAUCGUUGGGCAGAGAUAUUGGCUAAAGCUAACGCAAAACCAAGUGUUACUUUGCCCACGGAGGUGUCACUACCGGAGCCCAGCACUUUAACUGUCCAAACAAGUACAUUCAAACCUACUACUACAACUGCCACUACAAUUGCUGCUACUCCUUCACCCCCUACUGAUACCCCUUCUGAUAUUCGGAUGUACCCAACAAAAAAGACCUCUUCCACAGUGAAGAUAUCAAAUAACAGAAAAGCUGAAACAUCUGAAAGUCAGCCACAGGUUUUACAAACUCCACCUCCGAGAAGUACAGAACCAACCCCACGACAUGUUGGUGGGAUCGCAGAAAAAGCAGAAGCUGUCACAGACACUCCUGCUGUUAGGACUCCUCAGCCAGUCGAUCAUUUAGAAAAUAAGCACUCUGGAGAGGGGAGGAGAAACUACAACCUCAUUCCUGGUCAAUCAAACAGGAGACGGCCUCCUUAUAGACGUAGAAAACCCCCAAUGAGAAGAGUCCGUCCGCCUGUACACCCUAAGCCACAAACAACUGUUCCCCCAACAAAAACUACACCAAUGACAACGACCACACCUACAACUACUACCACUACUACUACCACCACUACUACUACCACUACUACUACUACAACACCUGUUCCAACCACAGUAGAAAACUAUGAAACAUUAUCUGCUGAGUAUGAGCCAGAAGAAGAUGAAAGCGAAUACAGUGAAGAAUAUAAUUACAAGGAUAGUGAUACUUUGGAUGCCAAGGAAGAUUUAAAUAGUAAAACUUCUCAUACCACUAAUGAUCUUGACAGUGUUCAUACCACAUUCCCAUCAACUAGAGAAAAAGAUACCCAUGUAGGUACAUCUUCAGGUAGACAUAAUUUAGCAGAUCCAAAGACAGUUGUUACCCCAAAGUUAGAUAGUACCCCUCAUCCAACUGAAAAGAGUGUGGCAGACACUGAUACUGGAAAGAAAUCUGAGAAAGAGAGGGUCGAGAUCAGAACACAAACUGAAGAAAAGAGCAGAGAUGAUAAAAAGCUUGCAGGAGAGAGUGAGAGGGAGGUUAUACCAGCAAUGAAAGAAAAAAUAGACACAGAAGCCAAUAAGAAAGACACAGAUAAAUCUAAAGAGGUUACACAGAGCAACAUUUCCCCAGAUAGUGUCCGAUUAACGACACAAAAUAGACCAAGACCUGACACCCGACCAUCACUAGCACAAAAUACACCAACCCACACAAGAAUUUCAACUUCCCGGGUCAUUAUGUCAAAUUCAACAAGGGGCAGAACAAGACAAGAAGUCACACAUAAAGAGGAUAAGGAGGCAAGCAAGCCAAAAGCAAUGCCUGAGAUUUACAGUUUCCCAGUGAUGGAACCACUUCACCCCUGGCUUCAUCAGAACAAACAGGGAGGAGGGCAAAGCACCAAUUCGAGGAUUACUCACACAAACCGAGACAGAAACACAGAAAGACAAGGUGAAGUGAAUCCAGGCAGGCAUUCCCAGCUUCCCAGAGUCCCCCCGACGUCCCGCUGGCCUUCACAUCACCAUCAUCACCAUUACUUUCCCCACUACCCCUCCUGGCCAGGUCAAAGGUCAUUUCCUCCUCCAAGGCCUGGUUCUGGGUCCCACCUUGUGCCCACACACCGACCUUGGUCUCUGCCCCACCCCUGGGCUCAUAACCCGGUUGUUACCAACCGACCAGAGAUAACAGCUGAAACAGUAAAGCCCACACCUACUGUUCCUGGAACAACAGGAAACUCCAGAUUUACACACUCUAAACCCCACAUAUCACAUCAUAAUCAGCAUCAAAACCAUCACGUGGAUGUCAGGACCCAAACCAGAGAUCAACUGUUUCUGUUGAGGCUGAGGAACAGAUACAGACAGGUACAGCUUGAUCGCAUCGCUCAGCUAGGGAGGAUAGUGACACCCAAACCUCGCACUAGCUACUACAAUCCUCCAUUCCCCAUCACAUCUAAACCAAACCCAUCGCCACAUAGGCCCUACACACCCAAACCACCAGCACCCACUGCUUCUUACACUUACACCCUGAAACCUGCUAAACCUUCCUCAUCAUCCUUCUCUGGUUUCAUCCCGACCCCUCAUCCUUACCACCCCACCACCCCUGGGGUUGUGUAUGGAGGUCGAUGGCCUGUUGGAGCAGGGCGAAUCAGCUCUCGGCGACCCACAGCUGCGCCUCCUUUCCCAUGGGUGUUGGGAGCUGAAAAUGGUGGGAUGAAACCUCGCAUUACCACAGUAGCCACAGCUAGUGUGUCAGUACUGGCAGAGAGUGAUGUUGUCCUGCCCUGCAAAGCAUCAGGGAAUCCUGAAGCCAACAUUGCAUGGACCAAAGUCUCCACAGGCGCUACAAUCCCAGCAAACACAAAGCUCGGUCCCCGUUUUGAAGUCUUCAAAAAUGGAACUUUUGUCAUUAAAAACAUCCAACUUCAGGAUAGAGGUCAGUACCUCUGCACAGCCCAGAACAGGUUUGGGUCAGAUCGCAUGGUCAUCACGUUAGCUGUCCAGACUGAGGCACCCAAGAUCCAGCCACCUAAGUCAACAGAGAUAGCAGUCUACUUAGGGAAAGGUGUCACUCUUGACUGCUCCGCCUCGGGAAAACCACCUGCACAAAUUUCCUGGAUUCUUCCGGACAGGACAUUUGUACGCGAUGUUGGGACUGUUCAAACUCAACUUUCUCCAAUGUCUCUGCUUCAAAAUGGAACCCUGCAAAUUCACUCUCCUAAUUUCUCCAGCAAAGGGGACUAUAAAUGCAUUGCAAGCAACGCAGCAGGUGCUGAUACAAUUACUUAUCAUCUCCAUGUGGCAGCUCUGCCUCCAAGCAUCAGUGAAGGAGCAAUGGAUACUGUGAUCAUUCCUCCAGGCAGGAGUGUGUAUGUCCACUGCUCCGUGAAGGGUGAACCAAUCCCCACUCUGAAAUGGACGCUUCCAGGUGGUGUCCAUGUUAAGCCAUCACAGUUUCUUGGACGCAGGCUGUUUGUCUUUCCCAAUGGGACGCUGUAUGUGAAGAAUGUUUCACCAGUUGAUGCUGGGAGGUACGAGUGUUUGGCCACGAAUCCUGUGGGCAUGGCCAAAAGAACCGUCCAACUGGAGGUGAGGGCGAAUUCCCCAUCUGUCUCCCACCAGCCUCCUGCUCCUCUUCCCAUCCCUCCAACCCACCGACAUGGUGUGCCAUCCCGCCAGCACUCUGUUUCAGCUAUGUAUGGUUCUGCUGUGUACCUCCACUGUCCGGAGUCUAGCGGAUCCACACGAGGGACCAUCUGGCAGCUACCCUCCAAAACCAUCAUGGAACAUCGAUAUAGUCCAGAGAGACCAAUUAAAGUCUUCCGUAAUGGGACACUAAGGAUACUUCAGCUAACAGAGCUGGAUGGUGGAAGUUAUCUGUGUGUCUUUCAGCGACCCAAUGGAGAGGACAUGGAGCUCUUCCAGGUAGAGGUGUUAAUGACACCUCCCAGAAUCGAACAUGUGAGGACUGCGCAGACGAGGGUCACCUUUGGAGAAAAUUUCCAGGUUGACUGUGUUGCAACAGGUCUCCCUGAUCCAGAGGUUUCCUGGAGUCUACCAGAUGGAACAAUGAUCAACAAUGCUCUUCAAUCAGACGACAGCGGCCUUCGCAACCGCCGCUAUGUUAUUUUUGGCAAUGGAACCUUACUUCUCCAGCAAAUGGGCAAAAAAGAUGAGGGUGACUACACUUGUUUUGCCAAGAACAAACUGGGCAAGGACGAAAGAAAAGUGAGCGUCAAAGUUGGACCGAAUGCUCCAAAAAUUAGAUUUAAAUCACAAACACUGGUGAUCGUAAAGUUAGGAGAAUCAGCUAAGUUGAGUUGUCAGGCAACAGGUGAACCUGCACCAAAAAUCAUGUGGAUCUCACCAAGAAAUGAUGUGAUAUCAAUGUCAUCAGACAAAUUCCAGAUUAUGGAUGAUGGGUUAUUGGUGAAAAAAUUAAGACUGUUUGAUGAAGGGAAAUAUGCAUGUGUGGCACGAAAUUCUGCUGGUGAUGACGUUAAAAAUAUGAAACUUGAAGUUGAACCCCAGGAACCGUUUAUCAAUGGAGUAAAAGGCAAGACCACCACAAAGGCUUUGGCUGUUUCCUACCAAACAGCGCUCCUGGACUGCAGAGUGGAAGGGAAACCAGAACCAAGAGUGUGGUGGGUCACUCCUUAUGGCCAGUCACUCCCAACACCCUACCUAGGUGGACGCUUCCAAGUGCACCGGAAUGGGAGCUUGGAGCUGAGAGGGGUGAGGAAAACAGAUGAAGGGAGGUACAUGUGUCUGGCUAAAAACAAUUUGGGCGACUCUUCACUUUUGGUUGAACUAGACAUUGCAUCAAUAGCAGAGAAACCAAGUUUUGCUGUUCCCAAUAUAGAAAUCUUACCAAUAAAGCAAGACGGUGGGUUAAUAAGCCUGGAGUGCCCUGCUCGUGGCAAGCCAAACCCAGAGUUUGCAUGGGUUCUGCCCAACGGGACGAUGUUAACGCCUGGUGUUAGACUCCAACGCUUCACACAUCAUCUGAGUAAUGGAACGCUACAGAUCUCUCAGCCGGUUCCAAGUGAUAAGGGAGUAUACCGGUGCCUUGCAAAAAAUGUGGCAGGACAAGCAGAGAAACGCUAUGCGCUGGAGGCAGGCAGAAAGCCAGUGAUCAGAGGAUCUACAGGUGGGAUGAAGAUCACUUAUGGCAAUAUUCUCAACUUGCCCUGCACUGUGGAUGGCUGGCCACAGGCAACAAUCACAUGGACCCUACCUAAUGGUCUUGUUUUGGACAAACCUCAAACCAUCAGCCGGAUAUCAUUUUUCGUCAAUGGGACCCUCCAACUCAGGCAGGUCGCCACCUUUGACAAAGGAACAUACACGUGUAAAGCUUCCAACUCUUUUGGCUCGUCAACACUAUCCUACCCAGUUGCAGUGAUGGUUUUCCCACCACGAAUCACCAACACGUUGACCUCAAUAACAAGAGUCAGCCGGGGAUCGCCAGUGAUGUUAAACUGUGUUGCAACUGGCAUUCCCAAGCCGGAUAUUUCAUGGACGUUGCCUGGUCGUACAACGCUGGUUCCACAUAACCGGUUCACAGUGCAGGGAGGGAUUCACAUGACAGAGGAGGGCAGUCUGAUCAUACAGAACCCCGUACUCAUGAACUCUGGCAUUUACAAAUGCAACGCAAAGAACGCACUCGGAACUGACUUUAAAUCCACUUACCUACAAGUGGUCUGAGUGACAGUUGUAAUAAUAAUACUGGGCAAAUCUCACAGCAUUACUGAGACUGGACUGGAGAACAGGAUUUGAAUAUGCUGCAUAAUAAAGAAACUCUGGAGAGAGAUUUGAAAACUGCCUGACUCUUGGCUUGAGAUACCUGGCAUAGCAGUUUCCACUGAACAAUGAAGUUUCAAAUAUUGACAGUUAACACAUUCACCUUUUGUGAUUUUUAACUGUUGUGUUCUGUUUUAUGGUGCAAAUGUUGCGGAAGUCUUUUAAUUCUACGUUUUGUGCUUAAAAAUGCAUUUUCACUUCCGACCUUACCCCAUUUAUGUGAUUUCACAAUCCCCAUACGACAUGAUAAUUUGUAAAAUGUUAUUUUAACCUGACACUGCUUGUUCUGCACCUGAAAUGACUUAAAACUCCUCUCUCUUGCAAUGGAUAUAUCUAAAUGUAACGCCUAAUCCUUAUAUGAGUAUUAUUGUCUAUGUGUUGGUAAAAGUACAAUUUUGGUCUAUAGUGACUUCAUCUGUACGCGGCAAAUAUGCAAUUGCUCACACCACAAAGUAGGCACUUUACCAAACUUUUCCUGUGAACUUUACAGCAGACAACCUUACAAUUCAUCAGCAAGCAGUAAUGAGUAGUGGAGUGAUAUUAAUUCAGCUUAUAAAGUGCCAUAUUGUAGGUAACUGAAUGACUCUUUUCUCGAUACAAAUACAGCUGAUUGCUGCUCUGCAGCGUGUAUCAGAGAAUGAAUUACUGUAUGUAUCAUUGUCAUUUAUUCAUGUUCAUAAUGAGUGUGGAAGGGAUGGCUCAUCGUAGCUUACAGUAGCUAUUAAUGAGUCCUUGUGGGACACUAAUUACAAAAACAAAAGCAAAGGUGCACA